AUGUCCUUGACCCCUCAGCCUCGGCCACAGGCCGUGUGCAUCGUGGCCGGCGUCUGGGGGACCACGUCCGUCUACUGCCUGCUCUGGUUCUUCCUGGUGGCCUUGGACGCUGACGGGCACCGGGAGCCACAGCCUGUUCCUGCCCAUCUGCCUGCUGGACUUCACCGUCUUCUUUGUUACGCCCUGCUGGAGGCCACCGUCCUCUGCAGUCUCAUAGGGAGGGUCUUGUUCCAGAACUCCCCGGCCCACCUGCCACAGCUCGGGGACCAGCUCGGGGGCCAGCACGGGGGUGAUGAGGACCGGCCAGAGCCCGGAACCCAGGGGAGGCAGCUCCGUGGGCCAGGCGGGGUGCAGCGGGCAGCUGCUCCGGGGCCAGAGGCUCCCCUUCUUCCAGGAAGCAGGUCACCCCGAUGCUGGUGGAGUCGUGCCACUCUUUGCCGUCCUGUGGAUGCCCUACCGCACACUGGUGCUCCUCUACUCCUUUGUGGCCUUGCCUUUCCUGGACCCCGGGGGCUCCUCUUCUGCCGCACCUGUGUCUACACCAACAGCGCCAUCAGCCCCGUCAUCUACAGCCUCACGUCCCCGAAGUUCCGGCUGCCUUCCAGCGGCUGUGCGGGGGCGGGAUGGAGGAGCCAGAGAGGCGCACGGCUGGUCUCAGCUCCACUAGCUACGGCGUGGACCCCAGAAGACGCAGACCCGCGGGAGUGAGGUCACGGGCCCUCAGGCAGCUGGGCCCCCACUCCAGGAGCAGGGGCCUGGUUUCAGCACCGUCUGAGGGCUGCCCUCCCCCUGCCCAGCCCCUCUCGCCUCCCUCUGUUUGCUCCUGUGCUGGGUCCUGUCUGCUGGUGGCUAGCAGGGCCAGGAGAGGGGAGACACUCCUUUGUCAACAGCUCUUCUAGGUCCCCGGUGCCUUCCCUCCCCAUGAACGAGGACUGGUCACGUGUCCUAGUUCUGGCCCGGUGGCUGGACUCCAUUUGGGUAGCUCCCUCCCCUCCUCUGGAAGUGGGGGGGGGGGGUAGGAGCAGGAAGAAGCUGGGAGGGUGCCAGCCUUCACUGGUGUAAAGUUGGGACCUUCCAUCUGUUAUUAUUCAUUCGUUUAAGCACUCUGUUUUCCACCUGAUGGGUAUUACAGCAAUGCAUUUCCAGUC
Orcinus orca (killer whale) is the source of this 1148-nucleotide messenger RNA. Its product is annotated as thyrotropin-releasing hormone receptor-like. The transcript has 3 exons. Gene Ontology annotation, molecular function: thyrotropin-releasing hormone receptor activity. Lineage: Eukaryota; Metazoa; Chordata; Mammalia; Artiodactyla; Delphinidae. The record is from RefSeq and is a predicted model, not a curated record. Gene Ontology annotation, biological process: phospholipase C-activating G protein-coupled receptor signaling pathway. Gene Ontology annotation, cellular component: membrane. Bases 1 to 708 code for a protein of 235 amino acids.